AUGAGUUGGCGCGUAUAUAUGCAAGCGUUCCGCAACUCGUCGGUGGGGUACGUGGUGGUCACGCACGUGUUGGUCGACGUGACCAGCAACAACUGGGAGCUGAACGACCUCAUCGGCAACGCCCGCACACUGUUCACGCCCGUGCUCAACGUGGCGUCGCAGCAAGACCUGACCGACACGUUUACGUUUGCCGAGGGGUACUCGCUGUCCACAACGUCCAACGUGGGGCUAUUCAUGCUCAACUAUACACUGCAAAAGAUCCACGCGCAUGAUGCUAGCAUGUACGUGCUCACGGCCGACACGUUUCUCAUCAACGGCGGGACCAACGACAUCUGUGGCUUGUUGAAGCAAUCGUACCUGGUCAAGGCCAACACCACCAGUGUGAGUUUAGGGGUUAUCGAAGACGGCAUCCAAUACAUUCGAGGACAAGCGAUCUCCAACUUUUUUCUGGGCAUCGGCCCCCCACCCUCGUUUGGAAGCGAUCACGACACACUCACAUCCCUUGGGUACAUUCCAUCGCGCAUGGAUGCCGACGUGCGCUUGACGACACUCGUGGCGAUCCCCCCGCAGGGCCGACUCGCGCGAACGUGUCUAUGUAUCGGUACUACUCGCGCGCGCUUUGCACGGGGUGCGACCCCAUCCUCCCGCAAGCUCGUAAUCGAGUCGAGCCAAGCGGUGGUAGGACACCACCGCGUGCUUGGCAUGAUGCUAGAGCGGUCUGGGGUCACGACGGGGUCGCUGGUCGUGCGUGGGGUGUGCGUCCUCUUUGUGCUUGCGUCGUUCACGACGAGCCAAAAGACGAAGCUGCUGCACAUGAUCGCGCCGUCGCUACAUCGGUACCAACACCGGCUCCUGAACCUGCCGUACUUCUGCUUCAACAGCGACAUUUUUGUCGUGGGGUACGUGACGGCGGUGCUACUGGACGAGAAAGCGUGCACGUUGUACUCGCGGGCGCUGUUUCGGUGGAACCGAGACACCCCUAGUUCGUGGACCAGCUGGUAUGUGUACCUCCGCAUCCUGUCGAUGAACUUUCGGUGGGUGUGGCUCAACUGCUUCUUGGUCAAGAUCAUCAAGCUGAUGGCGAAUUUUGUGAGCGCCACGGGAUACACGAGUCGCAACUUUGUCGUGGGGUACUUUAACUUUAGCAGCAUCACGUACGUGUACGUGGCGGGCCUCGCGCUCGUGUAUCGGCACAACUUUUUGGACUAUAGCAACUCGGACAUGGUCGCCCUAACCCCCGACAUGCAGCACCUGGACGGCAUUUCCAUCGACUUUUUCGACAGCACCCUCAUGCGGGGGUACCCUGGCUUGGUGCUUGUCAUGUUCCUCAACCUGGUGGGGGUGCUCUCGAUCGAUUUGGCCGUCAACUUCAAGUGGUGGCGCAAAGUGUCCAACAAUUCCCUCGGGCGUCAGCACAUCUACAACUCGACGUCCAUCAUCACCGACAUGGGGCCGGGUCGAUACCGAGUCAAGCUGCGCAACAGCGCGCAAGUCACCGUGGCGCGCCGCCAGUCGACGGUAGCCGCGGACGACUUUUUCAUGCUGGCCCAAGAUCAGGAUGGAUACCUUCACUUGUUCAACGCGAGGAAGACCGAAAUCCAAGCGCUGAGCAUGGAAGUCAACGUCCAAGCGGACGCGAGGUACAUGGUGGCGUAG
Molecule: messenger RNA, 1656 nt
Organism: Aphanomyces astaci
Lineage: Eukaryota; Oomycota; Saprolegniomycetes; Saprolegniales; Verrucalvaceae
Exons: 5
Coding region: 1-1656 (551 amino acids)
Source: RefSeq, a predicted model, not a curated record